Molecule: messenger RNA, 393 nt
Organism: Penicillium digitatum Pd1
Lineage: Eukaryota; Fungi; Ascomycota; Eurotiomycetes; Eurotiales; Aspergillaceae
Product: putative Short chain type dehydrogenase
Source: RefSeq, a predicted model, not a curated record
AUGUGGUCGGUAUUGGCAGCCUCCAAGGUUGCGCUCUCGACGGUGGUUGAGGCCUUGCAGAAGGAGGUUGCUCCCCUUGUGGUACAGCUGGGUCACUUUCGCACUCCGUUUCUCUCGGCCGGGCACCGCACCAAAGUUGCCGGCCACAUCAACGAUUACGACCCUGUGUUGGAUCCAAUCCGCACCGUUUUCGAUGCUUUGAUGGCUCACAGCAGGGAGAUCCGAUCAAGAGUGCCCGCGUGGUUGUUGAUGCUGUGGCCCGCGAUGACAGCAGCCUCCCCUGGCUUUUACCUGUGGGGCCGGACGUCACAGCAGCAGAGUUGCAAGCCCAUAGUCUCGCGCCAGCCAAAUGCAGGCGGUGCAGGCUUAGACCGACUCAACCGAUGUGGAUGA